Messenger RNA from Arabis nemorensis, 1110 nucleotides. Lineage: Eukaryota; Viridiplantae; Streptophyta; Magnoliopsida; Brassicales; Brassicaceae. The record is from the annotation of a GenBank genome assembly.
AUGUCGUUGCUUGUUUUUCUUUGCCAAGUUCUAGCAUUAUCGUUCUUGUUCUUCUUCUCUGAACUAUGUCUCGCCGGGAAAACUAUACCGGCUAGUUUUGUGUUCGGAGAUUCAUUAGUCGAUGCAGGAAAUAACAACUAUUUAGCUACAUUGUCAAAGGCUAAUUAUGAUCCUAAUGGAAUUGAUUUUGGAUCGCCUACCGGAAGAUUCACCAACGGAAGAACAAUCGUCGAUAUCAUAUUUCAAGCAUUGGGUUCGGAGGAACUCACACCACCGUAUUUAGCACCAACAACAAGAGGAUCUAUCAUUCUCAACGGCGUUAAUUAUGCUUCCGGAGGGGGUGGAAUCCUCAAUGCCACCGGAAAAUUAUUCGGAGAGCGAAUAAAUUUUGAUGCUCAAAUAGACAACUUUGAAACCACUAGACAAGAGAUCAUUUCUUGGACCGGUGAAUCCGCGGCGGCAAAAUUAUUCCGGUCAGCAAUUUUCUCGGUUACGAUCGGUUCAAACGAUUUAAUCAACAAUUAUUUCACUCCGGUCGUAUCAACCGUUGAACGAAAAGUCAUACCACCAGAAGUUUUCGUUGAUUCAAUGAUCUCAAAAUUCCAAUUACAACUAACCAGAUUGUACCAAUUGUGCGCGAGGAAAAUUGUGGUGGUUAAUGUGGGUCCCGUUGGUUGUAUACCAUUCGAGAGGGAAUCUGAUCUAACGGCUGAGAAUCAAUGUUCGGUGGAACCCAAUGAGGUUGCACAGAUGUACAAUGUCCAGCUUAAAAGAGUCGUAGAUGAUCUAAAUGCUAAUCUAGAAGGUUCUAGAUUCGUCUAUGCUGAUGUUUUUCGCAUCGUUUAUGAUAUUCUCCAAAAUUAUUCAUCUUACGGUUUUGAGAGUGAAAAAAUUCCAUGUUGUACGGUAGUUGGACAAGUAAGUGGGCUUAUUCCAUGUGGUCCAUCUUCCAAAGUAUGUAUAGACCGUUCCAAAUACGUAUUUUGGGAUCCGUACCAUCCAUCGGAAGCUGCCAACAUCAUCAUCGCCCGGCGUCUCCUCUCCGGCGACACCUCCGACAUUUCUCCGAUCAAUAUCCGGCAACUCGCUAACCUUAAGCUUAACAGAUGA